Messenger RNA from Prorocentrum cordatum, 420 nucleotides. The record is from the annotation of a GenBank genome assembly. Lineage: Eukaryota; Dinophyceae; Prorocentrales; Prorocentraceae.
AUGGCCCGCACCAAGCAGACCGCCCGCAAGUCCGUCGGCGGCAAGGCGCCCCGCCAGGCGCUGGCUGCAAAGGAGGCGCGCAAGCAGGCGCCCGUGGAGGGCGGCGUCAAGAAGCCGUUUCGGUACCGGCCAGGACAGAACCGUGGCGCUCCGCGAGAUCCGCAAAUACCAGAAGAGCACAGAGUUGCUGAUACGCAAGCUGCCCUUCCAGCGCCUGAUCCGCGAGAUCCCGCGCUCGGAGGACUUCAAGACGGACCUCAAGUUUCAGUCGCAGGCCGUGCUGGCCCUGAGGCGGCAGAGGCGUACCUGGUCGGCUUGUUCGAGGACGACACCAACCUCUGCGCCAUCCACGCCAAGCGCGUCACCAUCAUGCCAAAGGACUUGCAGCUUGCGCGCCGCCUGCGGGGCGAGCGCGUCUGA